This is a messenger RNA of Suillus clintonianus, 857 nucleotides long. RefSeq lists its product as uncharacterized. The transcript has 4 exons. Bases 179 to 754 code for a protein of 191 amino acids. The record is from RefSeq and is a predicted model, not a curated record. Lineage: Eukaryota; Fungi; Basidiomycota; Agaricomycetes; Boletales; Suillaceae.
AUAUCAUGCGAUAGUUGUAUGAAACCAGCAUUUCCAUUCGCACAAUACUCGGUCACGUAUCGGCGGCCCUCUGCCAGCUCAUAGGCUUAAUAGCUUGCUGCUCCACCCAGCCUGUGUCUCCAUAAUUCUCUUCUUGUCGCACUUCCCUUUCUAACCGUCCUCCGCUCUACUUCACCUAAUGUCUCGCGGCGCACCCAAGCCUCCCCCACCACACAAACUUACCUUUGCCACCAACAGCGUGCGCAACACUACGUUCGCCGAGGACAACAACAAGUUCUACUAUGAGAUCGUUACUCGCUUCUGGCACCCUCACCUUACAAAAAUAAACAAAUACGACUAUGAGGCUCGUGUGGUCAACUGCGUCGCAGAGAUUGAAGAUCCCCCCAAGAAGGAUGUGAAAGUCCGCUUCAACUCUGCUGAGGAGGAGGGAGAGUGGAUGAGAGCUUGCGACUUUAUCAAGAAUGACGGUACAGCAGUUGGAGGUACGUUCACCCAGGAAGACGGCACUGAGUACCGCUGGAAAACACACAAUCGCUAUUUACAACUCGUUAAGUCAGAUGACGAGGACAAGGUUCCCGUUGCAGAAUAUCACCCUCAUAAACGACACUUUGGUGUCUGGCGCAUGUCGCAGCGGGCUUUCCUCGAAGUCAAGCCUGAAGCUUCAGCCGCUUUGGACAAGAUCAUCGUGAGCUAUCUUCUUAUGGAAAGACGCAGGCGUCAAGCCAAGAUCAAAGUCAAGUUGGAGUCAAACUAAUUCACUACCGAUAUCUCUUUCUCCUCCGUGGCACAAUAGUCACCACACCUCUUUGUGUCGUGCGAUUCCUUACUACAAGACUGCCAGCCUCCGAGAUGCUGGA